AUGUCUAAAUCGAAUACUGACAUCGAGAAACGGAUUUCUGAUGCCUUACACGCGUACUAUGAUCGUGGUGAGCCAAAAAUCGCGCCCCUGGCCCGGACAUUCGACGUUUCAUACCAGCGGUUGAGGGCGCGUGUUCUGGGCCGUCCAAGUCGUUCAGCGAAAAUUCCGUCAAAUGAAGCACUUGAUAAGGGCCAAGAGGAGGCUUCAAUUAAAGCCUGGAUGCGUGUCCUUGACCGUGCCAAUCUCUAA
Molecule: messenger RNA, 249 nt
Organism: Penicillium pulvis
Lineage: Eukaryota; Fungi; Ascomycota; Eurotiomycetes; Eurotiales; Aspergillaceae
Exons: 1
Coding region: 1-249 (82 amino acids)
Source: RefSeq, a predicted model, not a curated record